CACUCCUAUCAUACCUUCAUAUUACUUGCGUCUGGAGCUGUCUCAUCAAAACACUUCGAUGGAUUGUCCGACUCUGCUUUCUAAUCUGCAGCUGGAUGUCGCAACUCAUCAAUCCAUGUGCAUGAAAUGCUUUCCUACUGUCCGCCGCGGUUCACCUGGACCCUUUCGACAUCCCUCUACUUCUACACAAAAUCUGCCUUGUCGGAAUAUGAGGACACUACCUGUGACCAUGCCGUAGAUCUCUCCUUUCUUCAUCAGUCCUAGCUGGGCAGGAGGCACGUGCGCAGUGCUGCCUAAACAGAUGCCUGCAACCGCGCUGUACAUGUCGAUUCUGAUUCACCAAUUCAACCUCUUGGCCCCGUACCCAUCCGCCAUUCUGAAAUGCGCCCUCUCUGACUCUUCGAUGUACCAUCAACCGCACAUUUGCUCUCUGCAUGCAUCAGCCAGGGUGCAAUUGCCCCUGUUGGGCUCGUGGCAGUGGGUAAAAGGACGCGUCUUGCAAGUCAAACUCACGGAAGUGGUCUCUAGGCUUCCUCUGACGCAUCACCAAACACGUGCUCCAUCGUAUUCCUCACAGAGAACAUAUACGGCGGCGUUAUCGUCCUCUACAUCGUCAAGACAUUACGCGAGCAGAUAUUUCACGGCACCUACGAACGUUGCGCUUAUUGCAGAGAUGUCCACAGGUUCACACCAAAAUGAUACUGCACCCAAUCUUGCAAUUCUGCCUCCUACAGAUUUGACGGGAUCAGCCAAGAAGCAGCCACGAAUAGCAGCGUCUCAAAAUGAAGAUUUUCCCGCUGUGAAGCCUUCCAUCUUAGACUCUUCAUUCCCAGUCCUUCUCCCUUACGAUGAAGCUUUGUUCAUGCAACAAGGCGAAUUUGACGCCCUGGUAACAGAGCUGGUUGGUGGCAGGAAAGACUCGCCUAUCAAGAGGCUUGCCAAAGUGGAGACUGGGUAUGACCCUGUGCAUAAGGCUCCCUUUAUCACAGGUCUGGAGAAGCACGCUGCCCACGAUCGAACUGCCGAACAUCUUGCGAAAGAGAACGAAGCACUUACAGAGAACCAAGACGUCACGUAUAUCUCGUCAAAGGACCCGUUGGUGGACUUGUUCCACGAUCUUGGCCAGAACACAUCUUCGGAUCAGCUCAAAAGCCUGCUCGAAGACGCAUGGACAAAAGAUCCUCUCACAACGCUGAAAAUCAUCUUCAAUGCACGCAGCAUCCAUCUAGGGAAAAGUAGCAAGAUCGCUGCGUACAAAGCGCUGGGUUGGCUAGCUGAGAAUCACCCCCACACUCUGCUCACCAACCUCGUCUGGCUGACUCGUCCGGUCAUCGAGAAGAAGGCACCUGGUGCCAGUGGCGAUACGGACGUCAAGAUGCCAGAUGAGAAUGACCAUCCUGAGUCUGACUUGGUGAUACUCAGCCAGCCUACAAAGAACAUAACCAGUGAGGACUUCGAUAUGAUUGAUGCCGAAGAGGCUAUACCGACGAAUGAAAUGGCGAUCAAUAUUGAGGGAGCGCACGUUAGUGCUGACGAGGCGGAGGCCGAGAGCCUCCUCAAAGCUCACGACGUUCGCUUCGGAGUCUCACACGGCUACUACAAGGACCUCCUUAACAUACUUGUCUUCGCUUCGAACGACCAGCUGAAGUUUGAUGGAGACCCUUCUGCUUUGCUUACACAAAAGCAAGACAGGGCCAGGGGCUGGAGGAAGAGGGUGCAAUGGGACGCUGCCGAAGCUAAAGCCAAGCGUAAGCUAUGGAGGAAUCAACAAAACGAACGUGUGACACGCAAGUUGCAGGAAGACCCUUUCUACCGCGCCCUCCAUCUGACCGUGGCCCGCAUCUUUGCCUGGCAACUCCAGGAAGAUCGGAAGCUUCUGGAUUCCGGCGAAAAGUCGCACUUGAGGAACCUCUCACUUGCGGCGAAGUGGGCACCCAGCUUCGGCGAGUUCCACGACAAAUGGACCACGGUCUCAUCAAGUAUCGCCGAGAUCCUGGCUCCAAGGUUGACCAAAUACGACUCCAAAGGCAGCAACACCGAGCGAGAGACGUAUCUGCGGCACGCGCGCGAACACUUCCGCAGAGAGUACACCUCGCCGCUCCGCAAAGCGCUUGCUGUAGUCGAGCGGGACAUCGCAGCCCAGACCUUCUCCAAUAUCAAGUACGACCGUGUCCCAUCUAUCGCAAUGGACCGCUACAGCGCGCUUUUCGCCAAGAAAGACAACGAGCACUUCUCCACAUACAUCAAGAACGUCGCGGCCGGCAAAGCUAGAAUCUCGGGGGCCACACUCUUGCCCUCUAAACUCGUUGCGAAAGCGCGAUCCCUUCGCGGCAUCAGCGGCGCCAGCGGCGCCGCUGCCGUAGCCCGCGAGGUUGUGGACGAACAGUGGAAGACACUUGUCCAGCGCAUCAAAGACUCCGGUGCGCUCUCUUCUUCGAUCGCUGUCUGCGACGUCAGCGGCAGCAUGAUGGAGCCCCAGCUGCCUGACCACACCACCCCUCUAGACGCCGCCAUCGGCCUCUCCCUCCUUGUCGCCGACGUCACCGCUCCCCCCUUUGGUGGCGGCUUCAUCACAUUCUCCUCGUCCCCGUCCUACGUCUCCAUCGGCGGGCCUACCGACACCCGCGGCCUCAUUGAAAAAGUGCGUGCUAUGGAAAAGGCCGCCUGGGGCAUGUCCACGAACUUCACCGCCGUCUUCGAAGACGUGAUCCUCCCUAUGGCGCUGGCGAACAAGCUGACACAGGACGAAAUGGUGAAGCAGAUAUUCGUGUUUAGCGACAUGCAGUUCGACGCUGCGCUGUACGGGCAUGAGCGCUGGACGAGCAGCUACAUCCGUAUCCAGCGCAAGUACGCCGACGCUGGGUACGAGAUGCCGAAGCUGGUAUUCUGGAAUAUGGCGGACAGCAGCACGGAUAAGCCGGUUACAAUGAACAUGCAGAAUACAGCACUGUUGUCGGGCUAUUCGCAGGGGAUGCUGAAGGUGUUCUUGGAGGGAGGGAGUUUUGAGGCGGAGGUGGACAAAGUUAGUCUGGAUGAGGGAAACGGGGACGGCACGGUGGUGGCGAAGCAAGAUGAAAAGGAGGACCCGUUAGCCUUAGUUGAAAAGGCCGUUGGGCAUCCAGCAUACGCGAUGCUGAAGGUUGUCGAUUAGGCCGGGUUGCCUGAGCUUUGAUAUUUGGCAGGAAACGGCGUUGCGCGAUGCGGCGCGUGGGAUACCACACUCAAGGCGGUCCAGGUCCAGGAGACCUGGCCGUCGUGUAUACUGCUGUUAGAAAUAAGAUCUCACCUCUGCCUACCUGUCUUGCGUUUGUUCGCCAUGGCAGCUGUCCAUCCAUUCUCUCGAGUUUCCUGUUUUGAGGACAGGUGAUGACGCGAAGAUUAUAUUUCUAUCGUACAUUGCCUCGCCCAAGGCGCUGGCACCCCGCUUUCUUCCACAACUGGCUGCACACCUCGUCCAUCA
This is a messenger RNA of Paraphaeosphaeria sporulosa, 3460 nucleotides long. RefSeq lists its product as uncharacterized. Bases 302 to 3151 code for a protein of 949 amino acids. NCBI's taxonomy places the organism in Eukaryota, Fungi, Ascomycota, Dothideomycetes, Pleosporales, Didymosphaeriaceae. The record is from RefSeq and is a predicted model, not a curated record. The transcript has 2 exons.